AUGGAGAAGCAAAAGGUUGCUGCACUUGUCUACAUGCAUGGCGGUGGCUAUACCGUUGGGUCAGUGGACGAAUUUGAAAACGGACUGAGGAUAUUGGCGGAAGAAUCCGGUGUAAUUGUUGGUUGUAUCUUUCGACCAUUCCACGAAAUGCUAGCUAACCAUUUGAACAGACUAUUGGCGUGGAUUAUCACUUGGCCCCUGAACAUCGUUUUCCCACACAACUUGAAGAGUACUCAGCCGUCAUUGACUGGGCUCAAGGCUCGGAAGGUGCUUUGCGAGGGUUACAUCCUGACCUCGUAUUCGGGGGAGGUGAUUCCGCCGGCGGCAACAUGA
Penicillium psychrosexuale is the source of this 333-nucleotide messenger RNA. RefSeq lists its product as uncharacterized. Lineage: Eukaryota; Fungi; Ascomycota; Eurotiomycetes; Eurotiales; Aspergillaceae. The record is from RefSeq and is a predicted model, not a curated record. The transcript has a single exon. Bases 1 to 333 code for a protein of 110 amino acids.